ACUUUGUUUUUAUACCUCUCAGGUUGCGUUUUUUUUGAUGUCUCAUGAUGAUAUUCGUAUAUACUGAUGUGGUACCAGAAGUAGUCAUUGUCUCAAAUUUACUUGAAGUUUUAGGAAGUUCAAAGAUAAAUUCAAUGAUAUUCCUCGUAAUGUUCACAAAUGAUGAAACCUUCAGUGCAUGGGAUUUGCAAUUUUGCAGAUGAAAUUUACACUUUCAAUAGCUUUUGGUGAUGUUACUUGGAUCUAUUUUCAUUACUUUUUUUGUGGUUGAUGCAUUAAGUUAGUUUAUGGAAACUAAUCUUCAUAACUCGUUACAGAAGCCUAAUUUAGAUGCAUUUGUUCGCUCCCUAUCCAGAUUUUGUUCUUACAGACAGAAUCUGGUACAGGCAACGACAUCUUAUUAUAUUGUGUUGGCGUUAUCACUUUUUAGGGCUUAGUUUAUAUUUCUUGUUGAUUAAUGUAGUGUCAGGGAGCUUUGAGCAUCUUUUGUAUGCGCUUAACUUUGUGUUGUUGGUCAUUCUGUUUGUUACUCCAUAUAUGUAUCAGGGUUGUUAUAGAUAGAGGUAAAGGGUUGGCAGCUCUUGUUGGCUGAUAAUUUGUUUAAUUUGUGAAUGGUCCUCCCAUGCAUCAUUCGCUCCACUGUGAUCCCUGAGUCAGUGUCAUUUGCCACAAGAACUUCGAGGAGAUUUCUCAACUGUGAGCAAACUGUUUCUCCAUUGUUAGAUCUUUUAAACCCCGUUUACUCUGUUGAUGAUGUAAGACAUUAGCCUUAAUCAUGAUUUACAAGAAGUUAGAUAUAUGGAUGUGUGUUGCCUGCAGAGAAAUUAUUUUUUAUUUCAGCUUAUACCAAAUAAAAUCCUUCUUUUUAUAUUAACCUAGAUGGUGUUAUUAGGCAGAUAGUUCAGAUGAUAUUGCCAUCCGCAUUUGGUAGCUUCCCAUUUUCGUCAUUUUCGUCAUUUUUUUUUUUGGAUUAUGGUCUUGAAGCAUCUUUUUCAUAGUUAUCCCAGUCUUUUAUGUCGGUGGUGGUAUUAUGCUAGUAGUCAUACCAUCUAAGAAGGCCUUUUGAUAUUGUUUUUGCAUCGUCUUCAUUAUAUAUAAUCUUACAAGUUAAUCUCUAAAAAAUGUUUGGCGAUUGGUUCCGAUGGGGGAAAGGUGCUAGCUGACAGCUUGCAUAGUGGUCUUUACUUUCACUCUCUGACAUCCAUCAAAAUGUUGCUGGUUGAUAGCUUAUUCUUCCUCCCCCCCCCACCCAGCUAGAGGUCAGAUUGUUGGAUGUAGUGAUUCUUUGACAAGUGCAGAAUAAUCCCUUUUCCUUCGGGUAUUGUUUCUAUGGCUAGUUGGUGAUCACAUACUGCUGACAGUUGCAGAUCUUUAAGGAUUCUACAGGACCUUACCAUCUGUCUUUUCCCACUUUUUCGUAAUUUAUGAACGUCCACUAUUUAGUAUUUCUGUCAUUGCAGGAAAACGCCCAAUUUACACUAUUCAGCGGCGGAAAUAUAUGUCUAUUCCGGAUUUUACUAAAAUAAGAAGCUUCAUCCUUAUGGUGCACACAAGUUCAUCCUUAUGGUGCACUUAAGAAGUUAAGAAGUAUGUGGAAUUGAUUCUGGAAGAGUAAAUCUUAUGUUGGAGGGUUGCAGAAUGUUCCAGAGCGUCAAGUCUGUUGACACUGGGAGUUCAAAAGACUUGAUGCUCCAUCUUAAACCAUACUUCGGAUUCCAUCAUAAACACUUACUCAAACAGUUUCCCCUAAGGCCCCAGCCUAAGUAAUUCCUAGAAGAGACAAGUUCAAUGCUGCCAUGACAAGGACAGAAAAUCUCUUCUGAGCUUUAAAACGUUUCUCUCAGACCCUUCAGGCCGUUUAUCGUCUUGGCAAGGAAAAAACUGCUGUAAUUGGAAGGGAAUUCAUUGCUCUAAUGACGCUUUACAAGUCAUAAAGGUGGACCUGCGGAACCCAAAACCGGAGAAGUUUAUGCGUAAUCUUUAUUCGGAUGUCAUUUCAACUACGUCUGAGCCAUCUGAUGCACUUAAUGGUACAAUUUCUCCUGCCCUCUUUAAUCUUUUUCAUCUCAAACAUCUUGACUUAAGCUACAACAAUUUCCACUACUCCAAAAUCCACAAUCGGUUUUCCAAGUUCAAAAGUCUUAUUUACCUUAAUCUGUCAAAUUCCAUGUUUUCAAGUCCUAUUAAGAAUCAGUUUGCAAAUCUAUCUACUUUGCAGUACCUCGAUGUCUCGUGCUCAUCAGUGAUAUUUGAUUUCUCAUCAUUCUCUUAUAGUAUUUCAACAUUAGAAGGAUCCUAUAAUUACACUAGUUCGUAUUUGCCUACUAGUUAUGUUUCUUCAACUGAUCUAAGUUGGUUAAGAGGGUUGAUCAAUCUCAAGGUUCUAAACUUAGCUGGUGUUGAUUUAUCGGUGGCUUCUUCAGCGCGUAGCACAAGCUGGGCUGAACCUAUAUCGGUGCUUGCCAACCUUAGGGAGCUAUCACUCUCUGAUUGUAGCAUUUCUGGUCCAUUUCCACUUCAUGAAUCUCACAAUCUCUCACGUCUAUUGCAUCUCCGAAUGGAUUCUAAUCCUUUGAGCUCACCAAUUCCAAUUCAGCUUGCUAAUUUCACAUCUCUUACAAUCCUUGACUUGAACAAUUGUCAGCUGCAAGAUUCAAUGCCAUAUCUUCCACAACUUCAGUACUUGGAUGUCAGUGUUAACAAAGAUCUCAUGGUUGAUCUCGUUCAUAUGUUCGAUCAUGCAUGGCCUAAACUACAACUGCUUUCAAUUACUUUGACUAAUGUUGUUGGGCAGAUUCCGAGUUUUGUUUCAAAUGCAUCAUCACUGGUCUAUCUUCUUGCAUCACAUUGUUCAAUUCGAGGAUCGUUACCAGAUUCAAUUUCAAAACUUGUGCAGUUACAAUAUCUAGACCUCAGCUUCAACUACUUGAGUGGUUCCAUUCCUUAUUCAAUCUCCAAUCUAAGAAAUCUUCAAGCGUUAAAUUUGUUUCAAAAUGGUUUAGAUGGUCCCAUCCCAAAUUCAGUAUGUGAGAUUUCCUCUCUCGCAGUUCUUCUUCUAAGAGACAACAAUUUGAGCGGAUCAGUACCAAGUUGCAUUAUCAAUCUCCGAAAACUGCAGGUGAUUGAUGUUACAGGCAACAAUUUGAACGGAACUAUCUCAUUUCCAUCUAUGUUCUUAGAGUUGAACCCUGUAAUGAUAUCUUUAAGCAGCAACUUUCUAGACGUAAAGAUAGAUGUCAAUUACUCGCUUACAUCUGAAUUUGAACAACUGAAAACCUUAGGCCUGCAAGAUUGCAAUUUGAAAGGGUAUAUCCCAACCUUUAUUUGUAACAUGACUCGACUUGCUCUGUUGGAUUUGUCAUUUAACAACCUCAUAGGCUCUAUUCCUUCUUGUAUCUUCAAACUCCCACAUUUGUCUUACUUAGAUCUCUCAAACAACAAGCUAGAAGGAACACUACCGCCUUCGAUAUAUCUUACUCAAGAAUCCCCAAUCUCAGUACUACAAUUACAAAGAAACAAACUCCGGGGACCUCUUCCUCUUCCGCCGAAAAGUGUCGGGCUUUUUGAUUUGUCAGAUAAUGAAUUCUCUGGUGAAAUCUCGGAGGAAGUAGGUGAAAGACUGUCGAAGGCUGCUCAUGUGUCGCUAUCUGGUAAUAAUCUUAGUGGCUCCAUUCAUUCUGCUAUUUGUUCGCCAGGAAGUGGUCUAAAAGUUCUAGAGAUCUCCAAGAACAAACUAUCUGGAACGAUACCCUCCACUCUAAAAUAUUGUAGUUCUCUUAUUUCUCUAAAUUUUGGUGCUAACAAUCUCACAGGAAACAUUCCCAAUGAGCUUGAAAGAGCGAAAAAUCUGAAGUUUCUUCAACUUUACGAGAACAAUCUAAAUGGUACAUUUCCUACCUUCAUACGACAAUUGCAGUUUUUGGAAGUUCUCAGCAUGUGGAGUAACAAUCUUGAAGGUGGUAUUCCGCAUUUCCUUGGUUCAUUAAGUAAUCUCAGGAUUAUUUCCUUAAGCUCAAAUAUGUUAAAUGGAUCAAUCCCGGAAGAAAUUACAGAUUUGCAUAAACUGCAAUUUUUAGACUUGUCAAAUAAUAAACUGUCUGGUUCAGUUCCUGAGAAGAUUGGAAACUUGGAGAUCCUAAAAAGUAUGUCAAAUACCAGUCUCGUGGUUGGUGACGUAAUCUCACUGGUAUAUUCUGGCGUGGUACUACAAAUACAGUGGAAAAAGGCGACAGAACAACUUGGGACGGUACACACUUACAAUACUGGCAUUGAUCUUUCAAGAAACUUUCUAGAAGGAAACAUCCCCAGAGAUAUUUGUCUACUUAAAGGUCUGAAGAUGCUUAAUCUGUCACAUAACCACCUUCAUGGUGAGAUACCAAUGAAUGUCGGUAGCAUGACAGGUUUAGAGUCAUUGGAUUUGAGUUUCAACAAAUUGUCUAGAAAUAUUCCAUUGUCUCUUACCCUGAUCGACCCUCUCAGCACUCUGGACCUGUCUUACAAUAACUUGAGUGGAAUGAUUCCAAGAGGUUCCCACUUUGAUCUAGUCAGUUUGGAUGGUUCAGCUUAUGUUGGCAACACUUUGUUAUGCGGUCACCCAACCAACAAAAUUUGUGAACAGGUUAAUCCUAGUAUUAGCCUGCCAAAUAGUAAGGGAAAGCAAACGUCAAGCUGGUGUUUUAUGCUGCGUUUGCUGUAGGUAUUGGAACUGGAUUUUGGGGUUUUGUAUUGGUUUUUCUUUUGCUUCUAAGAAAAAAGAGAUGGUGGCUAGGGUAUUGGAGAUUUGUUGAUGCUGUUGCAUUGAGAAUAAUUGGAUAUGUUUUAAAGAACUGAUGAGGGCUAUGACUCAGUUGAGUGUUAAGUUUCUUCGAGUUUGAGUUGUUUGUUUAGGAAUUGCAAAUUAUAGCUAUAAAGAGGGGUGAAACUUUAUGGUUUUCUU
Molecule: messenger RNA, 4936 nt
Organism: Papaver somniferum (opium poppy)
Lineage: Eukaryota; Viridiplantae; Streptophyta; Magnoliopsida; Ranunculales; Papaveraceae
Product: LRR receptor-like serine/threonine-protein kinase GSO1
Exons: 3
Coding region: 1970-4696 (908 amino acids)
Molecular function (GO): protein binding
Source: RefSeq, a predicted model, not a curated record